AUGACUCGGUUCAAAAAUGCCAUCAAGAACCUGCAGAUGAUCAUCGUCCGCAUCCCUCUGCUGCUCCAGACGAUUCUGCUGCAUGCCAUCAAUAGGUCGCCCGUCGCAGGGAAACAAGACCUCCGGACGGAGCUGAUUACAGUCUUGAUUCGCUCCUUCAUCACCAGGGAUAAGCCACUUCUCAAAGUACAAGAGGGGAGUCUUCGGGACCCUGGCAUCAAAGGCCCCAUGUGGGUGUCCAAGGUCACUCUGCCGCAACCGGAAUUCGAUGUCCGCGAUGCUGUGCUCCGCGCCAUCAAGGACCUGGGGACCGGCGACGAAGUAUUCGACGUCCCCGGGGUGACCGCAGUCGAGGCCGAAUGGACUGGAUAUCGCAGCGGAGUGGGCAAAUCGGCUACGUUGCCCGAUAUCUCUGAAGAAGAGAAAUAUCGCGAGCUCAGAAAGGACGUCACGUCAGAUAUCACGAUCUUAUAUCUCCAUGGAGGCGCCUACUUCCACCGAGUGCCCGUCGCACACUUAUGCAAGCGCACAGGAGCGCAAGCCCUCUCAGUCCGCUACAGACUAGCUCCGCAGAACCCCUUCCCUGCUGCUCUAGUCGAUGCUCUCACAGCCUAUCUCUCCCUCAUCCACCCACCCCGGGCUCCCUGCACGAGCCCGUCCCCGCCAACAAGAUCGUCAUCGCUGGCGACUCUGCAGGCGCGAACCUCACCCUCGUCCUCCUCCAGACUCUCCUCACUCUCAAGCGUGCAGAUCACAAGAUUCGCUUCCAUGGCGCAGACGUCCCCAUCGAGCUCCCCGCCGGCGCAGCCGUACGACUACCUGGACAUCCGCCUGCAGCAAACGCAACUCCCCGGCGAGGCGCUGGACACCAGCAUCCCCUUCGACCCCAUGCCUUUCCCCUCUGACUCCAUCUGGCCCGUUUCGCCGCCGCGGGUCGAGAUCUUCUGCGCCACCAACAUGCUGCUGCACCCGCUCGUCUCGCCGUUGAUCGUGAAGCCGGAGCUGUGGCGUGAUUGCCCGCCUGUCUUCAUCUCUGUCGGCGAGGAGUCGCUGACGGACGAGGGCUUGAUUACCGCGCGUAGAAUGCAUCGGGGCGGGGUCUCGGUGGUGGCGCAUAUGUUUGAGGGGAUGCCGCAUUGUCACGGAAUGAUUAUGAUCGAUACACCCGUCGGGAAGCAGUUCUUUACUUCUUUGGCGCAGUUUGUGCGGGAUGCGGCCGCGGGCCAGGUUACGGCGGAAGGGUCUUUGACGCAUUGGGGAUUCGGGCUGAAGAAGGUUGAACGUAUUGCGUUGGAGAAGGUGUGCCACGAGAUCAGUGAGGAGGAGGUGGAGGAUCGGAUUGCGACGUCGACGAGGUGGAGGCUGGAGAGGGAGAAACAGUUGCAUGCGGAGUGGCGGGAGCGCGCGCGGUUAUGA
This is a messenger RNA of Penicillium chermesinum, 1416 nucleotides long. RefSeq lists its product as uncharacterized. Gene Ontology annotation, molecular function: hydrolase activity. The record is from RefSeq and is a predicted model, not a curated record. The transcript has 3 exons. The coding region runs from base 1 to 1416 and encodes 471 amino acids. NCBI's taxonomy places the organism in Eukaryota, Fungi, Ascomycota, Eurotiomycetes, Eurotiales, Aspergillaceae.